AUGGAUACGCCUCAGAAGAGUAUUACCCAGAUCGGAACUCCAAUUUCUAAAUCCAAAUUCGAGGAUUCUCCAGUAUUCAACUACAUAAACAGUUUGUCUCCGAUAAGACCAGUCAAAUCAAUCCCAAUUCCUCACCCAUUUAGCUCUCUCAGUUUCACUUCCCCCCCUUCUGUUUUCACUUCACCACACCUAACUUCUUCUCACAAAGAAUCCAGAUUCUUCAAAACUCAUCACUCUUCUUCUCACCUUACCAAUCCCCUCGAAUCACGACCCGAUUCUACGUCUAACGAACAGGCUGUAGCAGAAACUACUAAAGAUUUCAACAUAGAUGCUUCUACAAGAGAUGAAUCUUCAAUUGAAGUUGCUCCUGAUGAUCCCGUUGCUUCACCGUGUGGCGAAGAUACCACCGAUCUUUCGCUUGUUCCAUACUCUCCUCCUCGAGGAGAGAAUUGUUCAUCUGAUGAUGCAGGAAUGGAGUUGCAGAAGAUGUAUGAUAAUGUUCAGGGGAAAAACCAAACUCCGGAUUGGGAAAGUUUGAUUUCAGAUGCUUCUGAGCUUUUAAUCUUCGGUUCACCUAAUGAUUCAGAGGCUUUUAGAUGCCUUAUGAUGCAGAGAGCAUCAACAUCCGAAGCAAUGACAAACAAUGAACCGGAGUCCUCGGAUGCAAUUCCUUAUGAGGCUGCUUCAAUCUUGCACCGCGGUAUGAGAAGACGAUGCUUGGACUUUGAGAUGCCGGGAAAUAAGCAAACAUUGAGUGAGAACAACACCACGGUGGCUUUUGAAUCAUCGUCGAGAUGUGUUGUACCGAGUAUUGGUCUUCAUCUAAAUGCCAUUGCAAUGUCCUCAAAGGACUGUAAAACCAAUGUUACUCAUGAUUACUCUGGGAAGAUACAAGUGGGUUUACAAGGCUCCACCUCUACAAUGCAAGAAUCUUUGGACCAAACAGAAAACGAAACCCGAGAAGAUGCAGAUCAAGUUUUAGAAGAUGUUCUCGAAGAACCAGCUUUAGCAGAGUUGAAUCUAAGCAGCCCUAAGAAGAAGAGGCUGAAAUUGGAAGCUGGAGAAGGCGAGUCAUGUAAGCGAUGCAACUGCAAAAAGUCCAAGUGUUUGAAACUUUACUGUGAAUGCUUUGCUGCUGGAGUCUAUUGCAUAGAGCCAUGUUCAUGUGUAGAUUGUUUCAACAAGCCUAUUCAUGAAGAUACAGUCUUGGCUACUCGCAAACAGAUUGAAUCUCGGAAUCCGCUUGCAUUUGCUCCUAAAGUCAUUAGGAGCUCUGAUUCGGUUCAAGAAACCGGGGAUGAUGCAAGCAAAACUCCAGCUUCUGCGCGCCAUAAACGUGGUUGCAACUGCAAGAAAUCAAACUGUCUGAAGAAAUACUGCGAAUGCUAUCAGGGUGGUGUGGGAUGUUCCAUAAACUGUAGAUGUGAAGGAUGUAAGAACGCAUUCGGCCGCAAAGAUGGGUCUUCCGUUGCUGACAUGGAAGCCGAACUAGAGGAGGAAAGUGAAACAAUUGAGAGAAGCAGAACAGCCCAAACUCACCAGAACACUGAGGUAUUAGUGAACAAGGAGGCGAGUUCUGCUCUACCGAUGACACCAAUGCCGAUUUACAGACAACAAUUAGUUCAACUACCUUUCUCAUCAUCUAAGAACAUGAUGCCUCCACCACAACAGUCUCUUCUUGGAGGUGGAUCUUCCUCGGCGAUAUUUAACAGUCAAUAUUUAAGAAAUCCAGACAUCACUUUGACUCAGUCCCGGGAUGAGAAGUCAUUCGAGACAGUAGCAGAGGAUGGAGGUGAAGAAAUGCCUGAGAUUAUCAUCCACUCUCCUAAAGCUAACAUCAAGACUCUCUCUCCCAACAGCAAGAGGGUUUCUCCUCCUAAUCUGGACUCAUCGAGCUCAGGUUCAAUCUUAGGGAGAAGAAGUAGCGGGAGGAAACUGAUAUUGCAGUCGAUUCCAUCGUUUCCUUCUCUCACUCCUCAAAACUGA
This is a messenger RNA of Arabis nemorensis, 1986 nucleotides long. The record is from the annotation of a GenBank genome assembly. NCBI's taxonomy places the organism in Eukaryota, Viridiplantae, Streptophyta, Magnoliopsida, Brassicales, Brassicaceae.